Molecule: messenger RNA, 2585 nt
Organism: Otolemur garnettii (small-eared galago)
Lineage: Eukaryota; Metazoa; Chordata; Mammalia; Primates; Galagidae
Gene: PKLR
Product: pyruvate kinase L/R
Exons: 12
Coding region: 33-1838 (601 amino acids)
Biological process (GO): cellular response to insulin stimulus; glycolytic process
Cellular component (GO): cytoplasm
Molecular function (GO): pyruvate kinase activity; potassium ion binding; magnesium ion binding
Source: RefSeq, a predicted model, not a curated record
CAGUCCUGCCAGCCCUAGUCCCACUGGAAAGCAUGUCAGCCCAGGAGACCAUAUCAACCGAGCAGCUUUGGUCAGGGGUCUCUAAGUCCCAAAAAGACUUAGCAAAGUACAUUCUGACUGGGGCUCCAGGAGCCCAGCCCAGCCUCAUGCCUCUGACAGCCCAGCAGUGUGGAGCAGACCCACAGAGAGGAGAGGCGUGCAGUGGCAUGGAAGGGCCAGCGGGCUAUCUGCGUCGGGCCAGUGUGGCCCAACUGACCCAGGAGUUGGGCACUGCCUUCUUCCAGAAGCAGCAGCUGUCAGCUGCAAUGGCAGACACCUUCCUGGAACACCUUUGCCUCCUGGACAUUGACUCUGAGCCCGUGGCUGCUCGCAGUACGUGCAUCAUUGCCACCAUCGGGCCGGCGUCUCGCUCCGUGGAGCGCCUCAAGGAGAUGAUCAAGGCCGGGAUGAACAUCGCGCGACUCAACUUCUCCCAUGGCUCCCACGAGUAUCACGCCCAGUCCAUCGUCAACAUCCGAGAGGCGGUGGAGAGCUUUGCGACUUCCGCGUUCAGCUACAGGCCUGUGGCUAUUGCCCUGGACACCAAGGGGCCCGAGAUACGCACGGGGACCCUGAUGGGGGGCUCGGAUUCGGAAGUGGAGCUGGUCAAAGGCUCGCAGGUGCUGGUGACCGUGGACCCGGCCUUCCAGAUGCGGGGAGAUGAGAACACCGUGUGGGUGGACUACCCCAAUAUCGUCCAGGUCGUGCCCGUGGGGGGCCGCAUCUACAUUGAUGACGGACUCAUCUCUCUAGUGGUCCAGAAAAUCGGCCCAGAAGGGCUGGUGACCCAAGUGGAGAAUGGUGGCAUCCUGGGCAACCGGAAGGGUGUGAACUUGCCCCGUAUUCAAGUGGAUCUUCCAGGGCUGUCAGAACAGGAUGUCCGAGACCUGCGCUUUGGGGUGGAGCACGGCGUAGACAUUAUCUUUGCCUCUUUUGUGAGGAAAGCCAGUGAUGUGGCUGCCAUCCGAGCUGUUCUGGGGCCGGAAGGACAGAAUAUCAAGAUCAUCAGCAAAAUUGAGAACCAUGAAGGUGUGAAGAGUUUUGAUGAAAUCUUAGAAGUGAGUGAUGGCAUCAUGGUGGCACGAGGUGACCUGGGCAUCGAGAUCCCAGAGGAGAAGGUUUUCCUGGCUCAGAAGAUGAUGAUUGGGCGCUGCAACUUGGCAGGCAAGCCUGUCAUCUGUGCCACACAGAUGCUUGAGAGCAUGAUCACCAAACCACGGCCAACAAGGGCAGAGACAAGUGAUGUGGCCAACGCAGUGCUGGAUGGGGCAGACUGCAUCAUGCUGUCAGGAGAGACUGCCAAGGGCCACUUUCCUGUAGAAGCUGUAAAGAUGCAGCAUGCGAUUGCCCGGGAGGCAGAGGCUGCAGUGUACCACCAGCAGCUGUUUGAGGAGCUACGUCGGGCAGCACCACUGAGCCGUGACCCCACUGAGGUCACUGCUAUUGGUGCCGUAGAGGCUGCCUUCAAGUGCUGUGCUGCUGCCAUCAUUGUGCUGACCACAACUGGCCGCUCAGCUCAGCUUCUGUCUCGCUACCGACCUCGGGCAGCAGUCAUUGCUGUCACCCGCUCUGCCCAGGCUGCCCGCCAGAUCCACCUGUGCCGAGGAGUCUUUCCCUUGCUCUACCGUGAACAUCCAGAGGCUGUCUGGGCAGACGAUGUGGAUCGGCGGGUGCAAUUUGGCAUUGAAAGUGGAAAGCUCCGUGGCUUCCUUUGUGUUGGGGACCUGGUGAUUGUGGUAACAGGGUGGCGACCUGGCUCAGGCUACACCAACAUUAUGAGAGUGCUGAGGGUAUCCUGAGAAGUCCCACCCUCCUCAGACCCAGCCUACCAUACACCCUACUUUUUCCUCCCUUCUCUACUUCCUCGAACCCACUUCCCUCCAAAGCCCAGGAUCUAAGCCUUCUCUACUCUCCUCCCACCCUCCCUACCUGUGGGCUGUUCAAGACCACAUAUGCUAUCAACCCCCAUGCCAGCGUGCCCCUCCCCCUCCAUUUCAUACAUGCCCUGAAAAUCUGUGUCCAAUUACACACAAGCUGCCCAACAACGUCAAUUGUAUAUUCCCUGCAUCCAAUCUGCUCAGCUGGCCCGAAAAUGUCCUGAGCCUUUAAUCCCAGUUUGGCUGGUUAAUUCCAUAACCCUAGUUUUUCCAUCUGUGGAGAGAGGGGAAAUAGGGCAAUCUUGUCCACAUUUUCCACAGAAUCACUGUUUUAAAAGUACUGCAUACCCAUGCAGUUGACAUUCCCACAUGUGGCCCUCAUGACAGUCUGUGCAUCUCCUACCAGGGCAGGCUACCUCACUAUGAUGACUACUAGUGACAUCCAAGCACCAUACCCUGGGGAAGCUGAGGUUAAUGGAUGCCAGGCAGAACCCAGGGCUGGGUGGACUGAUGUCACAAGCUUGCCAGCCUCUGUGGCCUGCAGGCUGUUCCCCUGGCUGCUCUCUCACCCAGGUCAUGCUAUGCUGGGUCAAAGGCCCUGCUGCCGCUCCUAUACCCAGAAAUUCCUUCAUACCCACUCUGUCCCGACAAACAAACCAGGAGCCAAAA